Molecule: messenger RNA, 2775 nt
Organism: Aspergillus puulaauensis
Lineage: Eukaryota; Fungi; Ascomycota; Eurotiomycetes; Eurotiales; Aspergillaceae
Gene: farA
Product: CeGAL family transcription factor
Exons: 6
Coding region: 1-2775 (924 amino acids)
Biological process (GO): regulation of DNA-templated transcription; DNA-templated transcription
Molecular function (GO): DNA-binding transcription factor activity, RNA polymerase II-specific; DNA binding; zinc ion binding
Source: RefSeq, a predicted model, not a curated record
AUGAGCACAGCCGGCGAAAGAAUCAUCCAAGAUCCAUUAGCACCCAGACCCAGCCCGACUCCUAGUACAGCGGGCUCAACGGGAACAUCGGGGAUAGCUGUACGGGCUGGAGCAAACGGACAAAUGAGUUUCAGGAGACAACGUGCGUCGCGUGCUUGCGAGACUUGCCAUGCCCGAAAAGUUCGUUGUGAUGCUGCCAGCUUAGGUGUGCCUUGCACCAACUGUGUCGCUUUCUCUAUCGAAUGCAAGAUCCCUACACCAAAACGCAAGAAGAACCAAACCAAGUCAAAGGACACUGGCGAUAACGACGAUACCGAUGAUAAAUCCCAGAGUCAAGACAAACGCGAAGAGUCUCUACCUAUCCCUGGCAAAGAUGCGUUUGGCUAUCAGAACAGUGGAGUUGCCGUCGAGGGCAUGCCUGCGACGACACUCUCAGAGACCCAGGCUGCUCGGGAGGCCUCCCAGAAUGCAACAUACGCCCAGUUUAUGAAGCCGAAGUUCGCCCGCGCACCGAUUAAAGAAGCUGGAAGGGUCGCAUAUCUGGGCGAGUCAUCGAAUCUUUCCCUGCUGGUUCAGGACCGCCAUGGAACGACCGACGUCGUGCAUUAUCCGCUGCCCCCCAACAUUCGUGGUUCACGUGCAAGGAUCACCGACUUGGACAACCUCGAAUUAGACAUCCUUCACCAACGGGGCGCUUUCUUGCUACCCCCGAAACCCUUGUGUGAUGAGCUAGUCGAUGCCUACUUCCAAUGGGUCGCACCGGUUGUGCCCAUCGUCAACCGCAGUCGUUUUAUGCGCCAAUACAGAGACCCUAAAAACCCUCCAUCUUUGCUACUUUUGCAAGCCAUUCUCCUAGCCGGUUCAAGGGUCUGUACCAACGGGCAACUGAUGGACGCCAACGGCUCGACCACUCCGGCUGCCAUGACCUUCUACAAGCGAGCUAAAGCUCUGUAUGACGCUAAUUAUGAAGAUGACCGAGUCACUAUUGUUCAAGCACUGGUGCUCCUGGGCUGGUACUGGGAGGGUCCUGAAGAUGUUACUAAGAACGUCUUCUACUGGACAAGGGUGGCAAUGGUUGUUGCACAGGGCUCCGGCAUGCACCGCAGCGUGGAAUCCUCGCAGCUUAGCAAACCGGACAAGCGGUUAUGGAAACGGAUUUGGUGGACUCUCUUCACCAGAGAUCGUUCUGUAGCUGUGGCUUUGGGGCGCCCCAUCGGCAUCAACACAGACGAUGCAGAUGUUGGAAUGUUGACAGAAGACGAUUUUAUUGAAGACGAACUUGAUAUGGCUGCUGAAAUUCCGCCGGAACCCGUUCACGUGCAGUUUUUCUUGCAGUAUGUCAAGCUCUGCGAAAUCAUGGGGUUGGUCCUCUCGCAACAAUACUCGGUGGCGUCCAAGUCCCGGCGUAUGAAUGCCAUGGACCUGACCCAUUCCGAUAUGGCACUUGCGGAUUGGCUCCAGAACUGCCCCAAGGAAGUGUGCUGGCAACGUCAAAAUCAUCACUUCUGGGCGGCUCUUCUUCAUGCGAACUAUUACACCACACUCUGCUUGUUACACCGAGCCCACAUGCCACCAGCGUCAUCAGUUCCCAGUAGCUAUCGUGUCGAAGAGAUGGCAUACCCGUCACGCACUAUUGCAUUCCAAGCUGCCGGAAUGAUUACUUCGAUCGUUGAAAACCUGUCUAAUCAUAGCGAGAUCCGUUACACGCCGGCGUUCAUUGUCUACAGUCUUUUCUCCGCGCUUAUCAUGCACGUCUACCAAAUGCGGUCAUCUGUGCCCUCGGUAGUGGCUACCUGCCAGGAGAGGAUCAACAUUUGCAUGCAAGCACUCAAGGAUGUUUCCAAGGUUUGGCUUGUUGCGAAGAUGGUGCAUACCUUGUUCGAGUCUAUUUUGGGUAACAAGGUUCUGGAAGAGCGUCUACAGAAAGCCGCAGGAAGAAGACAUCAGAAGGUUAAGCAUGAUCCGAAUCAACCGAACCAACAGCACGUGUCUGCAAGGAGGCCAGAUCCGCCGAAGCGCAAGUUUGAUGAUAUGGACAUAGGACUUCCCAACGGAGGACCUACGCCUCCAGUCUCUUACGAGCGAUCUCGCCCUCAGACGCCAGCAGCUACGCCCUCCAGAGAGCUGGGACAAUCUACCUUGCCUCUACCUCAAGGAUCUCCUACUGCGCCCAAAGAAGGCCUUCCUGGAACCGGCAACUCACGUGCGAAUACGCGGCCGACGACUCCAUUCGGUAAUCAAUUCUCUCUCCCGGCAACACCUCCUGAUCUAUUCCUUGUCACACGUACUUCGCCUAAUCUUUCGCCCUCACUCUGGGAAAACUUUCAGCCAGACCAGCUGUUCCCUGAUGGCACUGCCAUCUUCCCAGAGCUUACUUCUCCGCAGAGUGCGGCUGUUGAUCCGCAGCUCCAAAUGCAAUCACAACUCCAAGCGCAUGGUUUGGACCAGCGGUCUAUGGUUCCCCAACAGAUGCAAUCGCGGAAUUCCUUGUCCGCUGCACAGGGAAGCCCAGAAAUGCUGUCCAGUAUGCCUUCCGCAAUCGGUUUACAAGGACAACAACAACCGCAGCAGAUAUACGGAAUGGACCCCCAGCAGACGUGGCCGAUUCAAGGAAUAGAUGCCACUGUUGCUAGCGCAGCAAUGGAUACUGCAAGCCAAGACGACAACUGGAGCAAUAGCUCUCGCAGCGGCCCAACGGCCCCCACGACUCUAAACGUGGAAGACUGGUUCCAAUUCUUCGGUAUCAACGGCAGCUUCGGCGAAAUGGCGGCCUGA